UUCAUUGUAGUAUUAUCACCUAAGACUGCGAAGAACCUCACAAAACCCUGAACAAUCUUCUUCUUCUUCCUCACUCACAAAACAACACAGCAUAACCCUUUGCAAAUCAUGGAUUCUUCUUCUCCUCAAUCAAACCCUUCUCUCCCAAUUGAAGACAAACCCACCCAACAACACCUCUCAACCCCCACCAAAUCCCCCUCGGCCCCUGCAAACUCCACCACCCACACCGACGUGCCGCCGCCAGAGUUUCCGGAUUCCGCCGGGCUGCGCCGCCGCUGCAAAACCCGGGCACCCCAAGCUGGCUCCCCGAGGAACCCUCGCAAACCGAGGCGACGCUUCGAGCACGAGGUACGAGAAGAAAAGGACUCAGGGUUGAUCGAAGAGGUUGGAAAACAACCCAGGAAGAGAAAACAAACCGCGCGAACUAAGAAGGAGAAACCUAACUCUGUUCCACCUUCAACCUCAUCUCCAAAAAGUGAAGAAGAGAGGGGCGGUGAUUUCGAUCGUGUUGGGCAGAUGGUUAGCGAUUUGAUCAUGUGGAAAGAUGCGUCAAAGUCAACGUUUUGGUUUGGGUUUGGGUCGCUUUGUCUUUUGUCUUCUUGCUUUACUCAAGGACUGAACUUUAGCAUUUUCUCGGCCUUGUCGCAAUUUGGGAUUCUCUUCUUGGGCGUUUCGUUUUUCUCGAAUUCGAUUAGUCAAGGAAAUAUGGUUGAGGAAAAGAGAGAAGUCAAGCUGAAAGAAGAUGACAUUUUGCGUCUUGCAAAGUUAACUCUUCCUGCAUUGAAUUUUGCAAUUUCAAAGAUGAGGGCGCUGUUCUCGGGAGAGCCAUCCAUGACCCUCAAGGUAAUUCCUUUCCUUCUACUAGGAGCAGAGUACGGCCACCUAAUUACUAUUCGGAGGCUGUGUGCCAUUGGAUUUUUUAUCAGUUUCAGUGUUCCGAAGCUCUAUUCUUGCUACAGUGCUCAAAUAAAUAAGAGAGCAGCUGAGUGCUUGAAAUUAUGGUUGUUGGAUGCAUGGAGUGCUUGCACUCACAAGAAGAAAGUGUUGGCAUCAGUAAUUAUGGCCUUCUGGAAUCUAUCAUCUAUCAAAACUCGAAUCUUCACAAUUUUCAUAUUGCUGGUACUAUUCAGAUAUUUAAGGCAGCAGGUUACACUACAAGUAAGCGAGAAGGAACAGCAGAAAGCACCAGUGAUGCCAGAAACAGAGGAAAAGGAACCUCAGCAAGCAUUAGUGGUUUGGGAACAAGGGUGCCAAAACUAGCACCUUAUUGAUUUGUGCUGUGUAUACGAGGUUUUUGUCCAACAUGCAUAAUCAAGAGUUCAAGUUUCCAUCCAAAAUUCAAAAUAUGUUGUAUUGAUUUUCUGGCUAAACACUAUAUUCAAUUGUGAGAAACUCAUUGUUUCUGGCCAAACACUGUAUUUUUCACUGAAUGUGCACACCAAUCGGUGUUUAUUUUACAUUAUCAAAUGCUUUUCAGGCAGGCAGUGGUGGAGCUUGA
Vigna angularis (adzuki bean) is the source of this 1498-nucleotide messenger RNA. RefSeq names its product reticulon-like protein B17. The transcript is spliced from 8 exons. The record is from RefSeq and is a predicted model, not a curated record. Bases 109 to 1260 code for a protein of 383 amino acids. Lineage: Eukaryota; Viridiplantae; Streptophyta; Magnoliopsida; Fabales; Fabaceae.